Molecule: messenger RNA, 1697 nt
Organism: Tarenaya hassleriana
Lineage: Eukaryota; Viridiplantae; Streptophyta; Magnoliopsida; Brassicales; Cleomaceae
Exons: 4
Coding region: 135-1496 (453 amino acids)
Source: RefSeq, a predicted model, not a curated record
CGUCGUAUACUUCACAUAGAAGAAACCCCCCAAAACCCGACAAAACUCUCCACCUUUAUACACACACACACUCUUCGCCCGCAUUACAACAACACGCAUACACACGCGCCAUCGAUAUUUUUCGAUAGAACAAUAUGUCGAAAGAGCUUCAAUACUUACAGUACACGUACCGAAACAACCGUCCAACGACGAGCCUUCUCAACUCCGUCUUUAUGACCACCGUGAACGCGGCGGCUCGAACGCUCGUCUCUGUCGCUUCAACGUCCAGACCCGAGACAUCGGAACGCUGGUCGGCUUCCGACCACCUCAGGUUCAUGGCCAUGAUGAUGACGUGGCUCACCGUUUGGGUGCUUAGGGUUUUGAUGGACCAUUUGCCCCUCUCUCUAACUUCUUCUUCUUCUUCUUCUUCUACUAUGGAUCUUAUUAUGGACAAAACCGCGUCGUUUUACCAUCCGUCUUCGCCGUUAGCCUUGACGGAGUUCUCGGGUUUCGGUUUGGCGUCAACGUCGACGGCGUUAGUGACGUUACCGGGGUCGUCAUCGGAUUUGGAUUUGGUGAUUGACGGUGACGGCGUUGACGAGCCUUACGUUAGGUCGCUUGAGCGAGCGCUUUCUCAUGUACUAGGGCUAAUGAACGAGAUCCCAGCAACCUCAGGAAAAUACCAGUUUGCCAUGGCAAUGGCGGAGAAGAUCAUGGAAGAGAAUGCCAGAAGCCACCACGUGGCACUCCUCAACGUCAAUCGGAGGGCUCUCGCUUCCUCUUUCGCCCGUACCUCGGCCCGUCUACAAGCCUGCCUCGACCGCUCUCAGGCCGACGAGCCCUUCUCGUGGCCGCUCCGUGCGGUCAGUGUCCUCCCGCUCGGAGGCUACGUCGCGUCCUACGUGAGAGGGAUUCGCACGUGCGUCAGCACAGUCAUGUCGCUGGCCGAUAUGACGGGAAAUUGGCUUACUUCUUCGUCAAGAAAGAGGAGGGAUGGGGUCGGGGGAGAGGGUUUAGGGUUUUGUGAGAAUGAGGCUGAUGUGGCGGCUGAGAAGUUAGCGGAGGAGCUUUUGUGGGUGACGGAGAAGAUGAUGGUUUACGGUGCGGUGGAGGAGGGGAUGUUGAGAUGGAGUUAUGCCUCUGGUUUGGCUUCCUUGUCUCUCACGGCAACUCCUAGGGUUCAAGGCCUCUUGGUUAAGAUUUCAGCACUUCUGGUCGUGGACCUAGCAAGAGACAUAACUCAAGUCCCAGGACAAGUGAAGUUCCGGCUACUCGGUCACCCGCAACCGCUCUUCAGCCACGCGCGGAACGGCCUCACCUUUCCCGUUCUCACGGGUUUCGAGAAGGUUAAGGUCGAGAGAGCUAUAGAUCAGACACUCUCGACUUUGCCUUCCCUCGACCAGGAAGUCUUGCUCAGCAACUGGCUCCAAGAUUUCUCGGUCUCGGCCUCGGAAUGGCCGAAUCUUCAGCCUGCGUACGAGCGUUGGUGCAACUCUACUCGUCAACGUUUUAUGUAGAAACCGAAAUUAGAAUGGCUCGAAGAAGAAUAAGGAAUGGUUUUAUGAUAUGAGAGUUUAUACGCUAUCAUAGAUUGGAGAUCAGACCGAAUAUCAGAUAUGUUUGUUUACUUAUUUGGUGUCAAUUUAAAUUAAGGUCAUCUAUAGAUUCAUUUAUCCAUGCGUCAAUGAAUGAUGAAGGUGGCAGAGUAUCAGACAGAA